CGGCGUAGAGGCCGGCGGAGAGGACGGCGGUCCGCCUGCGGGAGAAGGACGUCGCGAAGACGCCAAGAUGGUGCCGGCUCAGACGCAGACGAGGAAACGCAAAGGUGCGAACAAAUACACGCAAACUCCUGCUGCUUUUCAGAGCCACAAGGAAACACAGACGGACCUCCGGGCCGACGGAGAGACGGAGGAGAAGGAGGCCAGACCGAAGGUCAAGCCGGAGGUCAAACCGGAGGUCAAGCCAGAGGUCAAACCGGAGGUCACCGCUCAGAGCGGAGCGUCUUCGGAUUCAGCCGAGGGUCGAAACCCGGAGAGAGAGGGCGAGUCCAGAGAGGGGAAUCCAAGUGCGGGCAAAGUCUCGGGGGGAGGAGCCAAAGCGACGUCCUAUGCCGGCGCCGUGUCCGGAGGGGGAGGCGGUCCGGAGAAAAACACAAAACCUCCCCAAAGCUCUCGGGAUCGAAGCCCAGUGAAAGGUCCGCCUCCUGCUCCGCCUCCUGCUCCGCCUCCUGCUCCGCCUCCUGCUCCCACCUUCACCGUUCACAUCUACGCUGUGCUGGACAAAAAGUUUCACUUCAACCAAGACCACGACACACUUCUGCUGUGUUACAGCAAAGAGGGUUUACCCUUGAAGAUUACACAUUUCAUUGGACAAAAUCAAGGAUAUCUGGUCGAAGCAAGUCUUUCCGUUCAAGAAAAGGACUUCAGGAGAGGCGAAUGGUGGACUUAUUGGUACGAAGUAAAGCAACGAAGCAAAAGGAUUUCAGGAAGUAUCACAAGACACGUUCAAAUCCCAUACGACCGAAACCUCAAAGAGCUGCACCUUUACGAAGGCGUCAUCGCUCGUGAGGAAAGUAUUUGGCGUGGCUUAUUCGGCUGGCAGAAAACAAAAGGCGUCGAGGUGUCGGACGCCUGGCAGGCCUCGGCGAGGGCUCUGCUGCACAGGACCUUCAAGACGUGGUCCCCGUCAGACCAACUGAACACCGAGAGUUUGUGUGACCGCUUGAUGCAUUUUAAGGGGAGUCUCGGUUCUGCACACACAAGGAUGACAUUCCCAGACGGCUCACAUCCUCCCGUGGUCCUGGCAUCGCAGCUGAUUGCGGAGACUUUGGUUCAGAUGUUAAAAGGCGAGCCGGAGGAUCAGCUCCCCGGCGGCUGGAGGAGCAGCGGUCCUCUGGCUCAGGGCCUGUCUCUGUUCAAGGUCACCAGGAAGUGUGAAGUCAACCUCGGGGGGGCAGGCUGGACUGAGCUGUGUCUCCGGGUGUCCUCAGAGACCGCAAUGGACCAGACAAACCUGGACUGGAUGCUCAGUAAUGUCCAGCAGCCACAAUACAUCGUGCUGGGUCUGAUGAACCUCUGUGCCGAGCAGAAGGUGUCGGAGCUCGUCCUUCUGGUUCCUCUGCUCUUCAGGCUCAGACAGCCGGGAGCCGACGCAGCCAAAGUGGGUCCAGCUGUGGAGGAGCAGGACUGGUCUGGACUGGGAAAUGUGUUUUUCCUCAAGUUCAGGGAGGGUAUACGGUCCAGCCCCGACAAGAGAACGAGAACGCUGGGCUGCAUCCGGACCCUCUUGCCUUCGGCCAAAGAAAAGCUUCCGCUCCUCAUCGCCUGGUCUUCUCUGGUCGCGUUUGAGGAUCUUCCUGAAUUUUCGGACCUGACGGGGAUCCCCGCAGAGCACCUGAUCCAGAGUCUGUUCUACAGACUGCGACAAUGUGGCGACGACAACAACGCAGCAGAGGAGAACGCAAAGCACGCUCAGACCACCCUGACCCGCAUCCUGCAGAAGGUGGACCGGGAGGCGGACAGGAUGACGCGAGGUGGACACGUCCAGCCCGCCUUCCUGAGCGCCGUCGGCGUGCUGAAUUACGCGUGCAUCGCCAUGCGCCUCGUCCAGCGCUACGAGGCCGCCGCCCUCUCCUUCCGGCUGGUGGUGAAACUGGCGGAGAUGCUGGACGCCGACCUGAGGAAAGAGUCCUCGGGCGAUGGCGCCGAGGCCUCGAGGAAGAAGCUCUCGGGCGAGCUGAAGUCAGCACAGCAGCGAAUCAGAGAGUGGAGGGACGGCCUGCUGCUGAAGCCCCUCCUCACGCCCUCAAAGGGCCUCAGCUACCCAAAGGAAAUAGAGAUGUGGGACGCGCUGCUGAAGGCGGACUGCUCUCCGGGAGACGUUUCCUCCGACUGGAGGUCGAGUCUGGAGCGAGACCUGAAGAAGAGGAUCUCCCAGGCGAGUGAUGAGGACAAAGUCCUGGUCUGCUGCCUGCCGGCGGCCUCGGCAGCGAUAAAGAAAAGUGACGACGUCGUCCAGACGUGUUUCAACGAGCUGCUUCAGUCCGCUAUCGAGACGAUCUGCCAGAGAGGGCUGGAGGGCGACCUGAUGAGGAGCCUCAGCUCGAGGACGGACGACCCUCCCGACGCCGUCGUGUCGGCCGUCGUGGUCGAGUCGGCGGCUCGGUUCGGAGACGACUCCGUAGUCCAGCUGCUCGACCGUCAGUCCGCCGUGAACCACCUGCUGUCUCGCGGCGACUGGACGUCGAUCCGGCUGAGCGGCGCCGCGGCACAGGUGGUCCACGACUGUGUGUCCGGCCUGCGGUCUCUGGUGGGGUCUCUGCUGCGGGGAGACGUGGCCCUGGGACACCUGCAGACCUGCCUGAAGCACAGGGAGGAGUUCCAGAGGCUCCAUCGGCAUUACAGGAAACACGGCGAGUCUGAGGCGGUUCAUGUCGACGCCGACGCGGUCUUGUCUCAGAGAGAGAAGGACUUGGCUUCCUUCACGCAGCGCAGAGAGCAGAUGGAGACGCUGAUAAAGAUGGUGGCAAAGGUCACAGAGAGCAUCACGGUUCCUGAGAUGGCUCUUCUUGAGAAGCAGCACGGUGCAGACCUCCAGCCGGUGAGCCUGAACAAACUGGUGCUGGUUCAGUCCUUCGAUGCCGAGGGCAAGCUGGGGAAGACGGGCCCCUCCCAGGUGCUCUGGUACAAAACCAGUAUGGAUGUCCUGAAGAUGUCCAGCGAGAUGCACAGACUGCGUCACAGCACCCUGGUUCUGUCCCGCUGGGUCGCGGGUGCUGCUUCACUGGCGUCGACCAGGAAGACCGGCUCGGCCCCUCUUCCGGUCACCCUGGUGCUGGUCUGUGAAAACAUCUGGAAGCCGCUGCUGACGGAGUUCUCUCGGCUCGGCGUCGGCUUCGCCAACGCGGGCGUCACUUUCAGGCAGCUGGACCAGGUCCUGGUGGAGUCCGGCGACCGGGGAGACGGGACGCUGAUGAAGAUGGAGCUGAGCCUGAUGGCCGAGACGGUCGGCGGGGCGGAGGGGCGGUCCGAGCCCGAGCGGAGCUGGGUGGAGCCGAGGCUGGCCCAGAUCCAGGAGUACCGGCAGCUGCACCAGGCGGCGGCCGCGGCCUCCGCCAUGCUGAAGAUCGCCGAACGGAUGAAGCUUUCGGGGAACUUCACAGAAAUCGACACUCUCAGCCAGCUGGAAGAGGACUCCUUCAAGCAGAGGGCUCUGGGGUCCCUGAGCACCGACCUGCUUCGGGCCAAACGCCAACUCGCCGCCGUCACCGAGCAGCACACCUCCUGCCUGGAGGAGUUUCUAGAGAGCCACGCUCUGGUCUGCUGGGUCCAAGAGAACCUUAAAGAUAUGAACGACGUGAAGGUGUACGUCGACUUAGCUUCCAUAUCUGCCGGAGAGAACGACGCGGAGAUCGACCAGGUGGCCUGUUUCCACGACGCGGUGAUGGGCUACGCUCCCCUGCUCUACGACCUCAAGCCUCACGCCGGCUUAAAGGAGUUCAUGAGGUGUGCUCAGCCGGUGUGGGACACCCAAAACAGAGACGAGAAGCUGCCGGACAAAUUGAGGGAGUCGAGCCGCCUGCUGAGCUGGCUAAAGGCCCUGAAGGAGACCCACGGCUCCGUGGAGCAGUCCUCGCUCUCCCUGGCGUCUUCCAUCAACACCAACGGAGUUUAUCACGUCGGAUGGUCUGCUCACAGCACGGAGAAGAGAUGUCUUCGAAACAUGGUGUCGGUCACAGUGAACGGGGGCUCAGAGGAGAAGCGCUACAAGCUGGAGGACCUGCUGGAGCUGCAGAACAAGCUCAUGCUCAUGUCGUCCAAAGGACAGCACGGCAGAGAGCAAGUCAACAGGUUCACAGAGGUUUUUGAAGGAGUUCAGCGCCUGGGCGCCAUCCUCCUUCAGAUGCAGACAUCCGGCAACAUGCUCUUCAGGGAUUGGCUGGCUGAGGUGCGGUGCUGCCCGGAGCAGCAGCCGUGCAUCACGGCCACCUUCUCGUCCCUGCAGGGCAGAGAGAUGGUGUACGACGGCGAGGUCACCGAGCAGCUGCAAACGCUGGCUCAGUCCAUGGAGAGCUGCCAAAAGGAAUGGCGCUCCUUCGUCGGCGACUUGCGCUCCAGCUUCAACUUGCUGAACCACUACACCUCGGAGCAGAUGGUGUACCUGUGCCACUGGGUACACAAAGUGUGUCUCCGGCAGGCGCCGGUUCCCCCACAGUUAUGGCUUUUGCUUUUUCCCAUCAAGCCUCAGUGCACUCUAAGUGAUGUCAUAGUGGCUUACACUAAUGCAGCAAGUCUGACCUCGAGCCAGGACGAAUCUGACGAUGUCGAGUCUGACGAUGAAGAUCUAAUGGUGUCCGUCCCUUGUAUGGACUUAGAGCACAUGGAAGAGGCUCACAAUUUUAUCGAGUUUUCUUCAGAGGAGGAAGAUGACGGCGUAAUGACAUGUGAGGAGGAGGCCGCAGAGGGCCCACUACUCGAUGAGGACAGUCUUGAAGAACUCUGGUGUAAAUUCAAAGACGACAUGUCGCAGUACCUCAACGAGUACUUGGACAUCUCGUCUCUGGCACACUUCCUGUCGUGCCUCUCUGAAAUGAACCAGCGGCACACGAUCCGGAACCUUCCUCCGGCCCUCCAGGAGGGGAGGCCCAAUCUUGUCCUUUGUCCCGAUGCGGAGGUUUUCACCACCGUCCUGUCAUUUUACAUGCAGACUACAGAGCAGCCUCUGCCGUCUACUGACGAAGUUCUGGUCUGCAGAGAGGACACCACAGAGGAGGAGGCGGAGAUCUUUCUCCGCCGAGCUCUCGGCAAAGGAGCCGGACAAGACGGGCAGAAGAUAUACUCCCUCGUCAACCCAGGAAUGCUGGGGUAUGACGUCAGCGUGGCCUUGGGGGAGCUCUUCGAGGGUCUUGAGAGAAGCGGCAACCCGCAUUAUCGCUUGAUCAUAGUCAGUCCAGUUGAGCACCAGCACAGAUAUGUGCCCUCUUACUUUAGCAAUGCCAAAGUACAGGCCGGUGUGAGUCUAACAGCAGAGCCUGCUCGGAAAUAUCUACAUCGCCACUUCACACAAAACACAUUCCUGGAAAGUCCUGUCGCACAGGUUUCUCCAGAUCAGCUCUCAGUCUGGGCGGUGUCAUCUGUACGCCCUGCAGUUGGGAAAUCCCUCUAUGUGGAUCGUUUGUUUGAGAAGUUCAAGCAGGAAUCUCCCAGAGCAAACCAUAUCCGGAUCAGACUGAUUGAGCCACGUGUUGAUAUAGACUCUUUGAUCAAGAGUCUAUCGGAGAAACUGGCACCCUUGAGAAAGCAGGACCCGGUCCUCCUGCACAUUGACACUGCUGGAGUUCGUUCCGGUCUGGAGGAGCUCCUGUUCCAUUUGUUGGUUCUGGGCUGUUUGAGCGACAGCCAUGGCGUGCUGUGGAGAAGAAAUGUUGCUCAUUUGAUCACCGUUGAGGUCCUGAGAACACACAAACCCUCUCAAAACCAGCCAAAAGAGAUGAAGCUUGGACUUCUUGACAUUCUGCCUACCAUCCAAUGUAGACCUCCAAAAGAGGUGAAGGAGUUGUUGACCAGUGGACGGGUGUUGACAAAACAGACCUACGAUCCACUCAUGGAUGAACAGGCGUUUUGCAGCGAGGGGGUUCAAAGACCCUAUCAAUACUUAAAGCUCUACGGCAACCAUCAGGAUCUGGAUCAUUUUAACUACCAGGAAGGAUCCAUAGUGGGGGAUCCCAUCGAUUGUGUCAAUCAAUUUCUGGAAUACUGUGGAAUGCAAGAUCCAUCUUGGGCUGAGCUGAAGAACUUCUCCUGGUUCCUCAAUGUGCAACUGAAAGACUGCGAGAACUCAGUUUUCUGCGAUCCAGAUUUUUUGGCAGACCAACUGCCUGGUUUCAAGGGCUUCAUCGUGAAGUUCAUGAUUCUAAUGUCAAGAGAUUUUGCCUCGCCAUCUCUGAAUACAUCUGAUGAAAGUCCCAUGCUGCACAUUGACAACAGUCUGGAGGAUGACCUUCUUGCCCGUCUGACAAUUCGUAAGCAUUGGGAAAAUGAGUCUCAUCCGUACAUUUUCUUUAAUGCAGACCGAUUCUCAAUGUCUUUUCUCGGCUUUAAUGUGAUAUGUCAGAGGCAAAACCAACUCAAUGCAGUUGAUCCUCGAAGCGGCAAGGUCCUGAUGGAAAACGUGAUGUCACAAAAACUGUUUCAGGAUUUGGAACGGCAAAGGAUCUGUCUCACUGAAGACUUUGAUCAGUUGCCACGUCCGGACAAAAUCAAAAGGAUUUCCUGCGUUGUCGGUGCAAACAAAGGAAAAAUGGACCGAACAUUUGAUCCAGACCCAACAUAUGAGCUCACUGCUGACAAUGUGAUGAAAAUGUUGGCCAUACACAUGAGAUUCCGGUGUGGAAUUCCAGUUGUCAUCAUGGGAGAGACUGGCUGUGGGAAAACCAGAUUAGUCCGUUUCCUGUGUGCUCUGCAGAGGGAGGAUAAACCGGUAGAGAACAUGGUACUUGUCAAGGUACAUGGUGGAACUACGGCAGAGAUGAUCUACAGAAAGGUGAGGGAGGCGGAGAUACUUGCCAGAGAGAACCGUCAAAUGCAUCAGCUAGACACCAUUUUGUUCUUUGACGAAGGCAACACCACAGAGGCCAUUUUUGCCAUUAAGGAAGUCCUGUGUGACCAAACAAUGAAAGGGAAACCUCUGAAGGCAAACAGUGGCUUGAAAAUAAUAGCUGCUUGCAAUCCUUACAGGAAACACUCACUUGAAAUGGUGAAACGUUUGGAACGUGCUGGUUUAGGAUACAGGGUGAAGGCAGAUGAAACAGAAGACCGCCUCGGCAAAGUCCCUCUGCGACAGCUGGUGUACAGGGUUCAUCCUUUGCCUCCAAGCAUGGCUUCUUUGGUGUGGGACUUUGGUCAGUUGAGUGAUUCAACUGAACUUUCCUACAUUAAACAGAUUGUCCAGAAGCAAGUUGUCGACCAUCAUUUGCCAAUGAUCUGCAAGGACAUCAUUUCAAAUGUGCUAGCAGCUUCCCAGAAAUACAUGCGAAGUCGGGAAAACGAGUGCAGUUUUGUGAGUCUCAGAGAUGUGGAGAGGUCUAUGAAGGUGCUAGUUUGGUUUUACCAGCAUAGCGAGGUCCUUUUCAAAAACUGCUCUCAACUCAAUGAGGCUCAUAUAGCACUGAAGUGCUUGAUUCUUUCAGUUGGAGUCUGCUACUACCCGUCUCUGAGCGACAAAGAGCACUACCUCUCUGUAGUUUGUCAGUACUUUCCGGACCCUCUGUGCUAUUCAAGAUCAUUGCAAGAAGAGAUUUCAUCCUGUCAGGACUUCUUCCUUCAGAACAUACAGACAAGGGAGACCAUAGCUAAAAACAUUGCACUCAAAGAGAAUGUGUUUCUCAUGGUGGUUUGCAUUGAGCUCAGGAUCCCACUCUUUCUGGUUGGCAAGCCAGGCAGCUCCAAGUCCCUUGCUAAAACAGUGGUGGCGGAUGCCAUGCAGGGCCAGAACUCCCACUGUGACCUAUUCAAAAAACUCAAGCAAGUUCACAUGGUUUCCUUCCAGUGCAGUCCUCACUCAAGUCCGGAGGGCAUCAUAGGGACCUUCAAGAACUGUGCCCGUUUCCAGAAGGACAAAAAUAUGGAUGAGUAUGUGUCUGUGGUGGUGCUUGAUGAGAUAGGACUCGCAGAAGAUUCUCCUCAGAUGCCCCUGAAAACCCUUCAUCCUCUCUUGGAGGAUGGUUGCAUUGACAACGACAAGCCGGAUCCACACAUGAAAGUCGGCUUUGUUGGCAUUUCCAACUGGGCUCUUGACCCAGCAAAGAUGAACAGAGGAAUAUUUGUGUCGAGAUGGGAUCCGAGUGAGGAUGAACUUGUGGAAACUGCCAAGGGAAUUUGUUCAUCCUCCAAGCCAGUUCUCCUGAAAAUCAAACACCUGUUCCCAUCUUUGGCAAAGGCCUUCUUGACCAUCUGUAAUGAGACCACAAAGAAUCAGUUCUUUGGUCUCAGGGAUUAUUAUAGCCUCGUCAAAAUGAUCGUUGCUGUUGUCAAAUCAACACAACAAGAGCCAGAUGGUGGACAGUUGGUAGAGGCCAUCUUGCGUAACUUCAGUGGACAACCAGAGGGUUUUGACCCUGUCAUAUUUUUCAACGAGGUUCUCCAAAACUUAACGGAAAUUCCCAGACCAAGCACUUUGCAAAUGGUGAAAAAGAAUCUUGACCAUGACACCAACCAGGUGAGCCGUUACCUCCUUUUGCUGACCACCAACAAUGCAGCGCUCCAUUUCCUUCAGAGACAAAUCUUUGCCAAAGGAGACUAUCCUCCGCCCGAAAUAGUCUUUGGCUCGGGGUUCCCAAAGGACCAGGAAUAUGCCCAAAUCUGCCGUAACGUUAACCGGGUGAAAACGUGCAUGGAGACCGGGCGCACCGUCAUCCUCCUCAACAUGCAAAAUCUUUACGAAAGCUUGUACGAUGCCUUGAACCAGUACUACGUUUACCUCAGUAAGCAGCAGUACGUUGAUCUCGGUCUCGGCUCCCACAGAGUCAAAUGUCGUGUCCAUACGAACUUCAGACUGGUGGUCGUAGAGGACCAGAAGAAAGUCUAUGAACACUUCCCCAUGCCCCUCAUCAACAGGCUGGAAAAACACAGGGUGGAUAGGAGCACUGACCUGGAACCGUGGCAGCACAGGGUUCUCCACAAGCUGAAGGUCUGGGUGGAGGAAUUCUCAUGUAAGGCCUUGGCAGAUUUCAAGCAAUCUGACAUUUUUGUUGGCUACCAUGGUGAUGCCUGUGCCAGCGCUCUCUUGCAAGCACUAGAAAGGAGAGCACAACAAGCUGAUGCCGGUGCAGUGAGACAACAUCAACUGAAUGAAAAAGAUGACUCACUGGAAGGAGAUCAACCAAACAAAAUACUUGAAUCAUAUCCCAAUGAAGAGGUAGCUGAUAAAAAGGACGAUCCGUUGGGUGAUGCUAUGGACACAGAGAUCGCUGGAAAAGAACAAGGAAUCGAAUCAAUCAACGUUUGUGACGAGGAGAACAAAGGGAUGUCCGAGAGAGAAGACUUGAUGGAGAUGGAAAUGGCUGCUGGGGAAAACGAGGAAGAAGAAAUCUUUGAUUUAGCAAAAUGUCUCUUGUUGAACUGUGCCACUCCUGACGCUGUUCUGAGGCUCAAGUAUUCAGAUUUGGCAAACCAGGAGAAGGAGAAACUUCAGAGAAUGUACUUCCAACAACAGCAACACCAUUCCCUCCGAAACUUCCUGGAGGAUUGCCUGAACAAGCAUCAGGGGUCCAACAAGUUUCUCGAGAUAACUACAUUCUCCAGCUUGCUAACCAGAUCGGAUGUCAGGGUGGUUGCCCCUGCUCUCGGACUGCAAACGGAGAGGAUCCUCCUUCUCUCACUCCACCAGUUUGACACUGAGGUCUCCUUCUGCAACAAGAUACGGGGCUUCCUUCGAGAUGCUGGCCCCUCUCUUCACAUCCUGUUAAUCCAGAUGGACCUCGAGGAAUCCCACUGCAGCGAUGAGCUCAUAGCAUCAGCAAAAUAUUGCACCAUGAACUACUUGAUGUCACCGGAGGAUCAGACCUGUUGGGUGAUUUUCAUUGUGAAGGUUUCUAGGAUCCCAAGUAAAUCCCAGUACAUCGGUUUCCAAGGAGGAGUCUGGCACUCCGUGCACAUCGAUGACCUGAGGGAUUCAGAGGACAUGAGCCUGAACCUGCUGGUCUUCUGUGGAACUCUCAUUAGCAACCUCCUCCACCCUGCAGAACUUCGUGACGACGGAGAAACUGCGAGGACAAGUAGAGACUCUCAGGUAGAGAGAAAGGGAGAUGGAGCCCGCCUCCACAAACUGUCCUUGGUGAGGUCGUGCAUCCAAAAGGCUGUGGGCCUGCUGAGGGACCCCGAAGGCGUGACGUCGCGCAGCAUGCAGCGGAUGCACAUCCUUCUGACUCUGCUGGGAGCGGGGCGAGUGCCAAUGGGAGCUCACUUUCAGGAGGUGUUGUUGAGUAGACUGGCCGAGGCGUUGGCCCAGCAAGAGGAGAUGAUGGGCUCUCCGAAGGAGUGGGUGAGCAUGGAGGCCAAGAAACGGCAGGCUCUGCAGGAGGGGGGAACCCUGAGACACACACUGUGGCGCCGGCUUCAGUCCACCGUGACUCCAAUCUUGGCCAACAUGCUGGAAGUUAUGGACAGGUUCGCCAAUCUGGACCUGCUGUGUGAUGGGAGGCUCAGCCGGGAGCUGGCGGAGCUGUGGCUGAACAUCCUGGCAGACUCACAGAUGUUUGAUCUGACACCUCUUCAAAACCAAAGUGACUCAGACCAGGAAGUGCUCGUGCAUCAUCACUACUUCCUGUUGGAUGGUGCAGAGCAGUCCUGCGCCGCUCCCUUCAGCUGGCUCGUCAGAAUCCACCUGGAAAGAAUAUGGGAGGAGUCAGAAUUCAUGCCAGCGACCACGGAGGACGGCUCGGGGAGGAUCCUCCAGUUGGUGAGCGCCUUCUCCGGCAGCCGGCUGGGCGGUCACUUGCAGAAGCUCCCCGACGAGGAGCGCCGGGCGUACGGCCUCCUCUACCUCAGGGACUUCCUGCUGAUCUCGCUGAAGAUCGAGUCCAACGCCGAGCUGAGGGUGUUCUCCAGGGCCGUGUUGGGCUGCGUGUGCGAGCUCCAGACCGCCGUGGGCGUCGCCGCGGAGCUCUCGCCGGCUUGGAUAACGGCCGCCGCCAAACACUUUGCCCCGAGGCUGGACUCCCUCCGCUACAUGUUCCUGCUGCAGCCCCAGCUCGCCGCCGCCGUCGCUCAGCGGGGGUCCGAGACGGAGCCCCGGGAAAUGGUGGAGGACAUCGGGGCUCUGGGCGUCUGCGUCGAACGCACCGAGCUGCAGGCCGUGACCUCCCUGCAGGAGUGCGAGUCCUUCGUGAGCAGAGUGGAGGUCCUGCAGCCGUGUCUGGACCGGGUGUUCGGCCUGAAGUACAGAACCCUCUGCAGCCCCGGCUGUCUGGAGCACCUGGACUCCAUCAGGUCGCUGUGGCACGGCAUGCUGGUUGUUGCGUCGUUCAUCCAGAACGUCGUCUUCAGAGUGGAUCAGAAGGACUCGAGGUUGGGAGGACUGGCUCUGAAGCACUGCGACCUUCACCUGAAGCUGAUGCAGGACUCACCUGACGUGAGGAGCAUGGCCACGCUGCAGCAGCUGAUCCGGAUCCUCAACUCUUUUCAUGACGAGUGUACGAGCCGGGAUCUGAGGUCGGGCACCUCCUGCCCGGUCUGCCUGUCGGCGCUCACGCAGCCGGCCGUGCUGCCCUGCCGACACGUCCUCUGCCUGCCGUGUCUCCGCCGCUGCCUCCUGCAGGACAGGCGUUGUCCUAAAUGCAGGGCGGAGCUGCCGCCCGGCUUCACGCCGGCCGUCUCUCCGGUCGUCCAGGCGGCGCUCCGGCAGCAAGCGGCCGUCAGAGACUGCUGCAACUCCUUCUUCCUGGAGGUGGUGUCCAGGUUCUGCCUCUCCGAGGGGCAGAGGCCCGCAGACGGAGUGGUGGAGCUGCUCUUCUCCCUGCUGGUCUCCGCCAACGGAGACGUGUACAGGACCCGAGAGCUCACCCCCUUCCUGGAGUGUGUGGACAACAGUCCGGUGGUGAGGUCCGUGCUGCCCAAACUGCUGCUGCAGCACAGUUUCGAACAGGUGAAGACUCACAUCCAGACCUACCUGAGGAACCUGGAGGAGAACCUUCUGACCAGAGAAGACCGGACCGAACUCUACCUGCUGUUUGUCAACUGCUUCCAGGACUCUCUGCUGUGCUCGGACGCCAGAGGAGUGGAACCGAGCGCAGAGCGUCGGAGGCGGUCAGAGACGGCGUUCUUGAGCCUCGUUGCCCGUCGGCGAACUCCGGACCGCCGACGGGAUCCGGCGGAGUUCCUGCUCGACGUCGCCAGACUCCGAGUGUGUCUGAGCGCCGCCGCCCGGCUGCUGCAGGGCGCCGCGGCUCAAGGCAGACCUGCCGGCGAGGAGGCUCAGUACCUGCAGCAGGUGAAGGCGGCGUGCGAGGGCGGCGCCAACGACUGGCACCGGGUGUACCUGCUGCGCGCCCUCCACCGGCUCGCGGGCGUGGACUGCGUCCUGACCCUGAUGAACAACCCGGCCUGGAGGUGGGCCUUCCCUCCACAGCUGCUGCGGCUGCAGAGGUUGAUCCCGACCAACGUGGACCAGUUCCUCUGCUGCGGGGAGCCGUACCGAGCCACCAGGGACGCCGUGGGCCACGUUCUGCUGGAGGACAGAUCGGACUCCUUCGUGACUCAAAUACAGGAGCUGAGCAGCAGGUCUCAGAUCAGCCUGCUGGCCUUGGCCUUGUUCAGACAGGUCACCUGCCGCUACAAGUCACCUGACGUGGGCGCGCUCCCCUCCCCUCAGGCGCUGGCGUCGCUGCAGCAGCUCCUGGCGAGCGUCCGGCCGCCGGAGUUCAGGGAGUUCUGCGCGGCGCUGCUGUCCAAUCGGAUCGGCGGACCGCACUCGGCUCUCCGCGUCGACGCGCACACGCCUGCUCAGAGACAAACCCUCCUGGAGCUGCUGGUCCAUCUGGACUCGGUGGUCCUCAGUGGAAACCCUCUGCUGGUUCCCCUUCACCAGAUCGCCUGCCAGCCUCAGAAUGUCACGAAGUCCUUCCUGCCCACCAUGCCCGACGACCACCUGAGUGAAGUCAAACAGUGGUUUGCUAACGGAAACCGGGCCGAGCUGUACUACUGCGCCAAUGGACACCCGUUCUUAGUGACAGAGUGCGGAAAACCGAUUGUUAGAGACCAAUGCCACGAGUGUGGAAAGCCAAUCGGUGGGGAGCGUCACCAAGCAGUGCCAGGAUUUACUUUAUCUCGAAGCUCCGGGGAUCAAACCCGGACCGGACACAUCCUGGGAGACGCGGACCAGAGGUCCGAAGCCCCGGAGAGGCAGAUGUCGUACGCCAAGUCCUGCAUCCUGCGGCUGCUCACGCACCUCGCCAUGCUGCAAGGCGCCACGAGGAACGACAGAGGAGUCGGUGGCAUGAUCCACCCCAGGCCCCGCGAUGUUCACGCCUUCCUGUGGAGACACCUGGAGGAGGACCUGCGGGUUCUGGGCCGGGCGCUGGACCAGAACGUGGACGGCGCGGCCGUCACCGUUCACCUGAUCCUCAACGCGUGCGCAGAACGCCCAGGUUCCCGCGGAGCGACACCGAACCUGUCCUCCAAACAAGGACGGCAGCUCUGGGAGAAGCUGGUCUGCGACUCCGCCGUCAACCCGGUGCUUAAUAGUUUGCAGAAGCGCCUGACCGCGGCUCAGGAGAGAGUCGGCGAUGACGACGGACUCGCCGGGAGUCCCCUGAUGACCCUCCUCUUCGGGGACCCCGGGGCCAUGUUGUCCCUCCCCUCCGACUGCCCGACGCACCGCUCCUCCUUCUGGACUCUGCAGGAGGCCAUGACGGUGGAGCGCUUCACUCAGCUGGUGGGAGAAGCCGAGGGCUCCUUCCCGCUGCUGAGCCUGUUCCUCCAGAAGAUCCGCAGUGUGCGCCGGCUGCACCACCUCCCUGAGUUGGCUGCGUUACAGGCCGACCUGCUGAGGGCGCUUCCCCCGACCUCACGCUCCGCAGACCAGACCGUUGCCCAGAUGUUACGCAAGAUACCAGCGGGAUACCAGAGGAAGAGGCUGCAGGAGAGAGUGGAGACGUUCAUGGAGGUGUGGAACUGCCUCAGAGCCGAGGUGGCCAACAGCUCAGCAGACUCGGGUUUGGAUGUGAACUUGACGGCCGAGAGCCCCGCGGAGGUUCUGACUCCGAGCCGACACGGACCGGGGGCGUGUCUCCGAACUCUAGUGGACUUCCUGUCGGAGACCCACAACAGCCUGGUGCGAGCGAGCCAGCAGGAGGACGGUGGAUACAGCGUUCCUCUGGAGAACGUCUCGGAGACCCAGCUGACUCUGUGCAGCCCGGAGAGAGAGCUGCUCCCUCUGGUUCUGGCCCACUGCCACUACACCUUGAAGAAAGGUGAGGAGACGGACAGGAACUACGACCUGCCGGGGAUCCAGACCCAGCUGGCCCGCCGCUUCCUGGCCGGGAAACCACUCAUCCAAGCGGACACCUCCAGGUACUUGAACAGGCACCUGCAGGACUUCUCUGUGGUUCUUCACGAGGUCCGGGACAAGAUCCAUCAGGUGAGGCCAGAGUCUUCACCUGCGAGCAACCGAUCGGAUCCUUGAGACGGUCGUCCAGACGACACCGACAUAUCUGCAUGGGUUGCUGUGGUAACCACGAAGAUGACGGUGAUGAGGAUGAAGGUUUAGGGAGCGGAGAGGGAGCGCUGAUGAAGACGAUUUAUUUAGGCGUCAGUCCACGGACUGUUCUCCUCCAUGUUCUCCUCCAUGUUCUCCUCCAUGUUCUCCUCCAUGUUGUCCUCCAUGUUCUCCUCCAUGUUGUCCUCCAUGUUCUCCUGCA
Molecule: messenger RNA, 14693 nt
Organism: Cyclopterus lumpus (lumpfish)
Lineage: Eukaryota; Metazoa; Chordata; Actinopteri; Perciformes; Cyclopteridae
Gene: rnf213b
Product: ring finger protein 213b
Exons: 59
Coding region: 68-14458 (4796 amino acids)
Biological process (GO): negative regulation of non-canonical Wnt signaling pathway; sprouting angiogenesis; ubiquitin-dependent protein catabolic process
Cellular component (GO): membrane; cytosol; nucleolus
Molecular function (GO): ATP hydrolysis activity; ubiquitin-protein transferase activity
Source: RefSeq, a predicted model, not a curated record